Messenger RNA from Dovyalis caffra, 546 nucleotides. Lineage: Eukaryota; Viridiplantae; Streptophyta; Magnoliopsida; Malpighiales; Salicaceae. The record is from the annotation of a GenBank genome assembly.
AUGUUGUUCUCUGAAGUCGCUGAGCUGAGGUAUGUGUUUUGGCUUGAAAUAACGGCGAGGAUAGAGACGAAAAUUUUGUCUCCAAAAACAACCUAUGCAGCUUACUUUGUGUUUAAGUUCACUGAUUCCAAACGUGGUUUUAAUAAGAAACCUGUUGAACUGAGUGUCAAAUUUGAAGGAAGUGUGGAUGGGGAAAAGCGCAAUGUGCUCCUCGAUGUCUCUCCAGAGAAUGAUAUGCCACAACUGCCUCAAGAGAGAGGUGAUGGGUGGAUGGAGGUUGAGAUGGGUGAGUUUUUCAAUGAAAAUGGAGAUGAUGGCAUGGUGGUGUCUAGUCUAAGGGAGGUUGAUAAUUACAUCACUAAGCAUGGCCUCAUUGUUGAAGGAAUCGAGUUUAGGCCUAAAGCGGGAGUUCAUUUUGAGAUUAUGAGAAGGGAAUUGAAAACUUAUUCACUUGAUUCAGUCAAUGAUGUUGCCUUCCAUAGUUCCCUUUUUAUUUUGAUACUGCCUUAUGAUUCAAAGAGGCCGUCAACAAUGGGAAGCCAAUAA